Choloepus didactylus (southern two-toed sloth) is the source of this 2034-nucleotide messenger RNA. It is a transcript of the gene TNFAIP8L3, whose product is annotated as TNF alpha induced protein 8 like 3. The record is from RefSeq and is a predicted model, not a curated record. Gene Ontology annotation, biological process: regulation of apoptotic process. The transcript is spliced from 2 exons. NCBI's taxonomy places the organism in Eukaryota, Metazoa, Chordata, Mammalia, Pilosa, Megalonychidae. Gene Ontology annotation, cellular component: cytoplasm. The coding region runs from base 495 to 1109 and encodes 204 amino acids.
AGAAUCCUCCAAACUUGGCCACACCCGAAGGAAGGGGCACGACCUCGCCAACCCACACGGCCUAUCCGACCCUCAGCCACGCGGCGCGCAGCAAGUCCAGGGCAAUGGGAAAGCGGCGCCAGGAGGGAGGAGCGGCCCCGCCCCCGGGGUAUUUAACCCCAGUCUCGACCCCUCUGGAGCGCCGGGCGUUCCCGCUCCUUCCCUCUUGCGCCUCUCAGCCCUCCUCCCCGCUCUCUCCCCGCGCGCCCCACCCUCCGGUCCCGCGCUCGCCUCGCGCGUAGGCACCGGCCGGCGGGCGCUAGGAGUGGGGCGCGGGCGGCGGGCGGCGCUCGCCUCUGCGGAGCCGCCCCCUGGCUGGGCCACCGCGCACCGCCCAGCCCCCGCCGCCCUGCUUCCCGCACGGAGUGUACCGCGACAGCCCGAGCCGGGACAUCGGCCCCGUGCGCCCCGCAGACUGGCGGGCGGCUGAGGACGCCCGGUCAGCAGCCCACAGCAUGGAUUCGGACUCCGGCGAGCAGAGCGAGGGCGAGCCCGUGGGCGCCUCAGGUCCUGAUGUUUUUAGUUCAAAGAGUCUUGCCCUUCAAGCCCAGAAGAAGAUUCUGAGCAAAAUAGCCUGCAAAACCAUGGCCAACAUGUUGAUCGAUGACACCAGCAGCGAGAUCUUUGACGAGCUCUACAAAGUCACCAAAGAGCACACUCACAACAAGAAGGAAGCCCACAAGAUCAUGAAAGACUUAAUCAAGGUGGCAGUCAAAAUUGGGAUCCUCUACCGAAACAACCAGUUUAGCCAGGAGGAAAUUGUUAUUGUGGAGAAGUUCAGGAAGAAGCUGAACCAGACCGCCAUGACCAUUGUCAGCUUCUAUGAGGUAGAGUACACCUUUGACAGGAACAUUCUCUCCAAGCUUCUGCACGAGUGCAAGGACCUGGUGCAUGAACUGGUGCAGCGACACCUGACGCCCAGGACCCAUGGGCGCAUCAACCACGUCUUCAACCACUUUGCCGAUGUAGAGUUCCUCUCCACCCUCUAUAAUCUGGAUGGAGACUGUAGGUCCAACCUCAAGAGGAUUUGUGAAGGAAUCAAUAAAUUGCUAGAUGAGAAAGUCCUUUAAAUGCCUUCCCUCCUUCUGGACUUUGCUGCUUUAAAAUUACAACACCCAGUGUGGUCAAGGUGAGAAUCAAGAAAGCAAGAUGAAACCCUUGUCAAAGAUGUCAAUGUUCUGUCCUGUUCACCCUUCUGAUGCUGUUGCUGCCCUGAAAUCAGGUGUGUGUAUCCCCGGAGCUCUGAUGGGGUCUGUACUUAACAUCACCUUUGUUCACAAGCUCAAAAGACAUUGAAUCUAUUCUAAGCAGCAAGGCUGCUCUGCUCAUCAAGGUGAGGUCCAUUUACCAGCUCAUCUUGUGGAGUGGAAGGACGCCUGGACCAGGAGUGAAGAGAUAUGGAUUCAGUUCCCAGCUCCACCUAUUACAACCCUGUCCUCUAUAUCCUGGAACUGCGAUGCCUGCCUGCCUACCUCACAUGGCUGUUGUGAGGAUCAAAAGAGAUGUUGUAUGUUCAUGCUUUUGGAAACUCGAAUGUAAGGUCUUACUAUUUUUUCUUUCCUUAGAGUGAAAGGGAUAAACCUGGAUCUAGACUAUUAAGCAGCAGAGAAGAAAAGAAUAGUAUCUAAUGGGUUGGGUUUGCAGUCUGUCUAGAUGUGCUGUUUCAAAGAAAAUAGACAUCCAAAGGUGUGAAAAAAUAUAGCUUCAAAUUGGGAAGAUGUUCUUCAAAAGUCCUGUUUUAUAGGUCUUAGAUGUGCAGAUUUAUGAUCCCAUAGAGGAAAACUUUCAGGGGUGGGGGUGGGAGGACUUGUGCUCCUCUUGUUGGACUGGCCUUCCCUCAUCUAAGAGGCACCAUCCCCGAGGCAGAGGGAGGGUUUAUUUGGUGUACGUGGGAGAAUAGGACAGAAUGAACCCUUGUCCAUCUUUCUUGGCCCUUCACAGUCAAUUUUGUGCUGUUUCCUCUGGUUCGUUAAUAAAUUGAAAGUAUCCUUCAAA